AUGAGUCAGGAAGACUCUUAUCUCAUCAGAUCUCAGCAGGUGGGAGGCGAUGAAAAACUGUCUCUUGACAGUUUCCCACGGGAGAGGAGAGAUACAGAGUCCGAAGGCCCCGGUGGCCGAGCGUGGGAGGUGCCACACCCCGCCCGGUGUCUCCUGGGAUGCGAGGAGGGAAGCGGCGGCCCAGUUGGACUGGCCUGCAGCAGGCUCGUGCGGGGCACACCUAGUUGUGCCAUCCUCAGCCAAAGCCCACCAGAUCCAUCCUGUAAAGUCACACGCCUGAAGAUGAACAGUCAAAAGAAACGAAAAGAUAUGGAACCUGCUUGCACCUGGAGCUUAUUGUCUGAACAGAAAGCUGCUUCAAGUUCUCUGGCUUCAUUUUCAUGGAAGGAGCUUACAGAUUACAGGAAAGUAUUUAGAAAACAUCUAAAAGAAAAAUACCUAAAAAAAGGAAUUGACAAAUGUUAUCACCAUGGCAAGCAUAUAGAGUCACGACUGCUUGUUGUAAAAGAACACUGUAUAUCAGAAAAGCCACCAUGCGGAAUUCCUCAACAAAAUAAUUUUAUUGAGAUGGAACAUAUAUUUGAUCCUGAUGAAGAGGGCUCCAGCUUAUCCCAAACUGUGGUGCUUCAGGGAUGUGCUGGGAUUGGGAAAACAGCUGUGGUGCAUAAGUUCAUGUUUGACUGGGCAGCAGGAAUGGUUACUCCAGGCAGAUUUGACUAUCUCAUCUAUGUAAACUGCAGAGAAAUAAGCCGUUUUGCUAACCUUAGUGCUGCUGACCUGAUCACUAACACUUUUCAAGAUAUAGACGGACCAAUCCUGGACGUUAUUCUUGUAUAUCCAGAGAAGCUUCUGUUCAUUCUUGAUGGAUUUCCUGAGCUUCAGUACCCUGUAGGUGACCAGGAAGAGGAUCUUAGUGCCAAUCCCCUGGAGAGGAAGCCAGUAGAGACCCUCUUAUGUAGUUUCGUGAGGAAAAAACUGUUUCCUGAAUCCUCCCUCCUGAUAACUGCCCGGCCUACAGCCAUGAAGAAGCUUCACUCUCUGUUAAAACAAGCUACCCAGGCAGAGAUCCUGUGGUUUACAGAUGCUGAAAAGAGAGCAUAUUUCUUGAGUCAGUUUUCAGGUGCUAAUGCUGCAAUGAGAGUUUUUUAUGGUCUGCGAGAAAAUGAAGGCCUUGACAUUAUGUCUUCUCUUCCCAUCAUCUCCUGGAUGAUCUGCAGUGUCCUGCAGUCACAGGGAGAUGGUGACAGGACUCUUAUGAGAUCACUUCAAACCAUGACUGAUGUGUAUCUGUUCUACUUUUCCAAGUGCCUCAAAACCCUUACAGGCAUCUCGGUGUGGAAGGGACAGAGUUGCCUGUGGGGCCUUUGCUCUUUGGCUGCAGAGGGACUGCAGAACCAGCAGGUCCUGUUUGAAAUCAGUGACCUCAGAAGACAUGGGAUAGGAGUGUAUGAUACCAACUGCACUUUUCUCAAUCACUUUUUGAAAAAAGUUGAAGGAGGUGUCAGUGUCUAUACUUUCCUUCACUUCAGUUUCCAAGAGUUCCUGACUGCUGUGUUCUAUGCCCUGAAGAAUGACAGCAGCUGGAUGUUUUUUGAUCAAGUGGGGAAAACGUGGCAAGAAAUAUUCCAACAAUAUGGAAAAGGGUUUUCAUCAUUAACAAUACAGUUCUUAUUUGGCCUCUUACAUAAAGGAAAGGGAAAGUCUGUGGAAACUACCUUUGGGAGAAAAGUCUCUCCAGGACUUCGAGAGGAGUUAUUGAAGUGGACUGAGAAAGAAAUAAAGGAUAAAUCUUCUAGGUUACAGAUUGAGCCAAUGGACUUGUUUCACUGUUUGUAUGAGAUUCAGGAAGAAGAAUAUGCAAAAAGGAUAAUUGAUGAUUUAGGGUCAAUUAUACUGCUUCAACCUACCUAUACAAAAAUGGACAUUCUGGCUAUGUCAUUCUGUGUAAAAAGCAGUCAUAGUCACCUGUCAGUGUCUCUGAAGUGUCAGCACCUACUUGGAUUUGAGGAGGAAGAUCGAGCUUCAGCAUUCAUGCCACCAACCUUGACGCUUAAUCAGCCCUUCCAGCUGCAUAAUUUGCCCGUCUCUCCACUACACUUGCUCUGCCAAGCACUGCGUAACCCAUACUGUAAAGUCAAAGACCUGAAACUGAUUUUCUGCCACCUCACAGCUUCUUAUGGCAGAGACCUCGCCUUAGUAUUUGAAACCAACCAAUAUCUGACAGAUUUGGAAUUUGUGAAAAAUACCCUGGAAGAUUCCGGAAUGAAGCUUCUGUGUGAAGGAUUAAAACAGCCAAACUGUAUCUUACAGACGUUGAGGUUGUACCGAUGCCUUAUCUCUCCUGCUUCUUGUGGUGCGCUAGCAGCUGUUCUCAGCACCAAUCAGUGGCUCACUGAGCUGGAAUUUAGUGAAACAAAACUGGAAGCUUCAGCUUUGAAAUUGCUCUGUGAAGGCUUAAAAGAUCCAAAUUGCAAAGUACAGAAGCUCAAGUUGUGUGCUAGCUUUCUCCCUGGAAGCUCAGAGACUAUUUGCAGAUACCUUGCCUCUGUUCUCAUUUGCAAUCCAAACCUCACUGAGCUGGACCUGAGUGAAAAUCCCCUGGGGGACACAGGGGUGAAGUAUCUUUGUGAGGGUCUCAGACAUUCCAACUGUAAAGUAGAGAAACUAGACUUGAGCACAUGUUACCUAACAGAUGCUAGCUGUGUGGAGCUCUCUUCUUUCUUGCAAGUGAGUCAGACUUUAAAAGAGCUGUUUGUGUUUGCCAAUGCCCUGGGGGACACAGGAGUACAGCGUCUCUGUGAAGGUCUGCGGCAUGCGGAUGGUAUAAUCGAGAAUCUUGUGCUUUCCGAAUGUUCCCUCUCUGCAGCUUGUUGUGAGUCCCUCGCCCAAGUCCUGAGCUCUACCCGGAGCCUGACAAGGCUGCUUCUAAUUAAUAACAAAAUUGAAGAUUUGGGGCUGAAAUUGCUGUGUGAAGGAUUAAAACAGCCUGACUGUCAGUUAAAGGAUCUGGCACUGUGGACGUGUCACCUGACUGGAGAGUGUUGUCAGGAUUUGUGCAAUGCACUGUACACCAAUGAACACCUACGAGUUCUUGACCUCAGUGACAAUGCCUUAGGGGACGAGGGCAUGCAGGUGCUGUGUGAAGGGCUGAAACACCCCUCCUGCAAGCUACAGACCUUGUGGCUAGCAGAGUGUCACCUCACAGAUGCGUGCUGUGGAGCCCUCGCCUCUGUCCUCAGCAGAAAUGAGGACCUAACGUUGCUAGACUUGAGUGGAAAUGACCUUAAGGAUUUCGGAGUUCAAAUGCUGUGUGAUGCGCUGAUUCAUCCAAUAUGUAAACUACAAACGUUCUACAUUGACACGGAUCAUUUACAUGAAGAAACAUUCAGAAAAAUAGAAGCUUUAAAAAUGAGCAAGCCUGGAAUCACCUGGUAGUUUCCAAGGAGAGCCCCUGAAUCAGCUGCGUAUAGACCUCCUCUGUCUGGCACCAUCUCUAACAGUUGUGCAGUAUUCUUGUUCUAAACCUGUUAACCUUUGCUGAGGACGCUAGUGUGAAACAAGCAGCAGUGAUUGCUAUUUCUUACAUAGAACCAUCCACUAAAUAGGAUGUAAAAGGUGGAAGCACCUUAGUUGAAAUGUCUUCAGCAAUAAUACCUUACAUUCUUAUAUUGUGUUACAAUGUUUACUGUGUUUUUACAAAAACCUUCCAAGGUCGGAAGAUGAGGCUCAGAGAGGUUGUGACGAGCUCCAAGUCACACAGCUCAGUGGGAGAGUUGGGACUAGCAUCCAGCCAGGUUUCCCAAUACUCAGACAGGGCAGGGAAACAACAGAAAAAAAGACAUGUGAAGGAGUCCACUUAAAGAGACAAGAUACCUGAAAUGAUCAAAGAACAAGAGGGUGGACAAACACAUGUUAUAUAUUAUGGUGCUGAUUUUAAGUAAAACUGUAAUUCACAAAAGAAAGUGAGAGGAAUGAGUUGGGUUAAUAGAUAAAGGCUUCAUUGAGGUGAGACUUAAUGUGGGCCUUGAGAAUGAAUAGGAUUAAGAUGCGGGGAGAUAAACUGGCCAGUGGCUAUAAGACUGCAGGCAAAAGGGCUAUGUUUGUGAGCAGCUCACCAGAAGCACCUAGGGAGAGAGAAAUAUUUGCAUUAGAGUUUCUUGAGCUGCCACAAUAUUCAUAUCCUAGGCUCCUGAGGGUGCUCUCCAGUUCCCAGGCUCCACUCCCUUUCUGAACUUUUAAUACCUCCCCCAUGUGUUUGUUCUUGGUCAUGGACUCUUAUGACUGACUCACUACUCAUCCCUCACAGCGUAUUCCAUAGCCUAGCAUGGAUCCUGCACAACCCCAUGUUUCUAUCUCUGCCUGGCUUCCACAAAACACUAGAUGAGACAAGUGGAGAAAGGGAGCGCCAGGCAAGGAAAAUAGCACAGAGCCUGUGGGACCGACAGAAAAGUAGGCUGACCUGAUUAAGGUGUAGAGCUGUCUCUGGAAGCUACUUACUAGCUGUGUGACCCUGAAUAAGUCACUUGGAUUCUUGGAGCCUCAGUUUUCUAAUCUAUAAAAUGGGGGUAAAUUGACAUUAACCUUGCAGGGCUGCUGUUCCCAGCAUGGUGCCUAUCCCACAGUAGGUACUGAUUAAUGGUAGCUGUAUGUAUGAGUGUGUACCUAUAAUAUAGUUGAGCUGUGUAGUCUUUGAGCCCCCAGACUGUGUAGUCAGUGUGAACUGUGCAUUUGAACUAAAUGUGUGUGCUGGAGGUGGCGAAUCUAGUGGGGGAAGAGACACACAGUGGAAAGUUAUUGCAAGCGAGAGGUCCAGCUCUCCAUGUCCUCAUCUAUCAUCAGGUAUUGUUCCCUGCUGCCCUAGGAGGUGGUAACUCUCAGUUAGAGACCCGGUCUGGCCUGAGAAGAAUGGUCAAGGUAGCAAUUUGUUUCCAGUUUUCUCAAGUUCUUCUUUCCCUUUAGUUAUUUAACACUUAUUUAUUGAGGAUUUAUUAUGUGCCAGGUUUUGUGCUAAGUGUUGGCUUUACAGAGGUGAAUAUGCCUUUUUCUGUGCACUUUCCUUACUAUGUUCUCUGACUGCCCUGGUCCCUCUGUCAGUCUGGUGAACAUCUGAUAAAAUUCAGUCACGUUAAGAACUCAAAGGUAUAAUGUUAAAUGAAAAAUUGCAGAACCGUGUGUGUGUGUGUGUGUGUGUGUCCUGUUUGUGUACAAAAGGAUAAAUAUGCAUGUGUAUGUAUGUGUCCAGAGUAUGUAAGGAAGGAUGUAGACAAGAAAUUGCUAACAGAAGUUACCUCUGGCAAGAGGAAGUUGGCAAGCAGGGGCAUUGGGAGAACAGGAAAGGAACUUUUCAUUUUCAUCUAUAGCCCUCUGUUUUACUUGAUUUUUACCAUGUGCAUGUAUUACUUUUAUAAUUAAUAAACUUGAUGUUAAAAAUAAAA
Molecule: messenger RNA, 5435 nt
Organism: Balaenoptera ricei (Rice's whale)
Lineage: Eukaryota; Metazoa; Chordata; Mammalia; Artiodactyla; Balaenopteridae
Product: NACHT, LRR and PYD domains-containing protein 12-like
Exons: 15
Coding region: 1-3435 (1144 amino acids)
Biological process (GO): cellular response to cytokine stimulus; negative regulation of inflammatory response; negative regulation of canonical NF-kappaB signal transduction
Cellular component (GO): cytoplasm
Molecular function (GO): protein binding
Source: RefSeq, a predicted model, not a curated record